Sander lucioperca (pikeperch) is the source of this 1113-nucleotide messenger RNA. Its product is annotated as natural killer cells antigen CD94-like. Bases 181 to 1032 code for a protein of 283 amino acids. Gene Ontology annotation, molecular function: signaling receptor activity. The transcript is spliced from 13 exons. The record is from RefSeq and is a predicted model, not a curated record. Lineage: Eukaryota; Metazoa; Chordata; Actinopteri; Perciformes; Percidae.
CUGUCGCAACAAGGAGAUUAAUCAAUGUGAUUCAGUCUGCAUAUAUAUAUCUGACAGAGACUCCUGUCAUCACUCACCUGUCUGGUACCUGAAGAACACUUCACAUUUACCUGACUGCUGCUUCUCUCUUUUUCAGACUGUGAGCAUCCACCUCCCUCCAGACGUUCAUUAGCUUUCAUCAUGAAGAUUCUGCUGGUCCUCUCUGUUCUCCUCUGUGCUGCUCUGUCCAUCAGGGCUGCAACAGUUGUUGUAGCUGAGGCUGCUGCAGUACCACAGGAAAACCAACCUGCACCAGAAUCAGUUGUUCCAGCUGAGGCUGCUGCAGUACCACAGGAAAACCAACCUGCACCAGAAUCAGUUGUUGUAGCUGAGGCUGCUGCAGUACCACAGGAAAACCAACCUGCACCAGAAUCAGUUGUUCCAGCUGAGGCUGCUGCAGUACCACAGGAAAACCAACCUGCACCAGAAUCAGUUGUUGUAGCUGAGGCUGCUGCAGUACCACAGGAAAACCAACCUGCACCAGAAUCAGUUGUUCCAGCUGAGGCUGCUGCAGUACCACAGGAAAACCAACCUGCACCAGAAUCAGAGAUGGAUGCUGCUACUGAUGUUGCUGAUGGCAGAGAACCUGUUCAACGUCAAGCCCGUUUUUAUUUCUGCCUUGAAGGUUGGCAUAGUUUCCGUGGUAACUGUUACUACUUAGCCAACCAUGUUUCUUCCUGGAGCAGUGCAGAGAACUAUUGUGCCGGCUUUGGUGGCAGUCUGGCUUCAGUCCACAACGUCUUGGAGUAUAAUUUCCUCCAGCGUCUGGUCAAGACUGGGGGCCACACUUUUGCCUGGAUUGGAGGUUACUAUUUCCAGGGUUUGUGGAGAUGGGAAGAUGGCUCAGUGUUUGACUAUACCAACCAGGGAUCAAUGAGUUCCACUUCCAGUUACCAGUGUCUGCAGGUCAACUCUCAAACAUCCAUUGGCUGGUCCAAUAAUGGCUGCACCACAAGCUACCCAUUCGUCUGUCAGAUAAGGCCAAACUGCUAGUCGUCACAGUGUGUGCAGUGCUCCUCCUGACUUCUACAGAUGAUACUUAAGCUGCUGUUUGUUCUUUAUAAGACUGCAUGU